Penicillium arizonense is the source of this 798-nucleotide messenger RNA. Its product is annotated as C2H2-type zinc finger protein. Bases 1 to 798 code for a protein of 265 amino acids. The record is from RefSeq and is a predicted model, not a curated record. NCBI's taxonomy places the organism in Eukaryota, Fungi, Ascomycota, Eurotiomycetes, Eurotiales, Aspergillaceae. Gene Ontology annotation, biological process: regulation of transcription by RNA polymerase II. Gene Ontology annotation, molecular function: RNA polymerase II cis-regulatory region sequence-specific DNA binding; DNA-binding transcription factor activity, RNA polymerase II-specific. The transcript has a single exon.
AUGUCAAGCUGCCGGACGAGUAUUGUGUCCAUCCUCAACAAUGAUGAUAACCCAUCUUUUGCGGUCCGCUCUGCGCCCCAACUCAGUCGGACUCAGAUCUCGCCAUCCUAUUAUCCAGAGCAGCAACCCCCGCCCGUCAGCGAACCGCAGCACACCCGUCCGCAUGCUGCAUCCGAAUCUCCAGCGGCCUCACCCCGAGGCAUCAGGCACCCUUUCGCCCCGGUGACCGAAGCCGUCCAGCCCGUCUCGCCCGGCUCAUCCGACGGCUCCGCCUACGACUACAUCACCAGUCAAUCUUCAGCUUACCACCCGUAUGCCCGGCAGGAUCCGCGACGGGAACCGUAUCGCUUCCCAGCGCGCGGACCAGCAGCUCCCCGGACGACCCCCGAAACGCGGUCCAGCGCUUCAGAAACGACAUCGUCUCAGCCCGGAGCGGGUCGCGCCACAGGCCGAAAGAACAAGUAUCCCUGCCCCUAUGCAGCUAGCCACGGCUGCGCAGCGACAUUCACGACGUCUGGCCACGCUGCUCGCCAUGGCAAGAAGCACACCGGCGAGAAGAGCGUCCACUGCCCGAUCUGUAACAAGGCCUUCACUCGAAAAGAUAAUAUGAAGCAGCACAUUCGCACCCACCGCACGCACUCGGAUGAAAUGCGAUCCACAUCUGAACCGGAGAAUGAUGCUCGCUGGGGCAUGCCCCAUUCUGAUUCUACACUUGCUUCGGCUGCUUCACACCAGCGGAAUCUUAGCCAACCCAUGGAGGCUACUACAAGGUCUCCUCCAGAUUCUUCUUCACAAUAA